UUCCUCUCCCCUCCUCCGAACAUUUCGGACCCAUCCAGACUGGGACAGAGAGCUCAGCUGCCCCUGAAGGAGGACCAAGGAUGUUCUGGCGGGACCGAGGAUGGCUGCUUUGGGCCACUUUUCUGGGCUUUUUCGCCUCGGCGCACAGCAUCAGACGGGACGAGUUUUUCCCCUUCGGCGAGAGCGCAGGAGAUCAGCUUCUGGACGCGGGGAACGACCAGACGCAGCGGCUGGAUCUUAGCGCGCCGCUGCUCUUCUAUGACCGCUCCUUUAACAGCAUAUUUAUCAACACCAAUGGUUUUGUUGCCACAGAAGAGCCAACGAGCGAGUCGACGUAUCUCGGUAAAAUGCCGCCAUCCUUUGGGAUGAUUGCGGCCCUUCAAGGCGAUCUGGACACCAGUGAUGGCGUGGGGAAGGUUUUCUUCCGUCAAGACUCCAGACCGGACAUCCUGCGUCGAGCGGCCGAGCACAUCAACCGGGCCUUCCCAUCCAGCGAUGAGGUUGAUCCCAGUCAUGCUGUGGUGGUCACCUGGGUUGACGUAGCAUCACACACACCUCAAACUAGAGGAGAUGGCAUUGAAAAAAGAAGAAACUCCUUCCAGCUGGUUCUUGCAUCUUUGCAAAAAGCCUCAUAUGCCAUUCUGCUUUAUGCAAGAGACGGUAUACAGUUUUCUUCCACCCUGGUGAAAGGCAGUGAUGUUAUUAUGCAUGCUGGCUUCAGUGAAGGUUUGGUACAAGGGUUCUGGUAUUCCAGUCAGGGGCCAUACUAUCGCACCAUGAUGGAUGAUGAGUCUUCAGUGAGAGACCUCGCAGAGCAGACCAACUCUGGCCAGCGUGGUGUGUGGGUGUACGAGAUCGGAACCUCCCCCAAAUUUUCUGACGUGGUUCCUGGAGAGGUCACUGACCUGCCGACCGAGCCACCACCACCCCUACCGCAGGCCACUGAGCCAAGUAGGCCUUUGAACACAGACGGACAAGUUAAAUAUGAUCCAGGACAGAUCGAAAUCCAUUCUAAUCAAUACCAGCCGCCUCAGCCGCAUUAUCCAGAAGUGGUGGAGUUGGAUGAAACUGAGAUUAAUGUAGAUGUCUUUUCGUACAACUUUGGAACAUGUGCCAACAACCGGAACAAGUGUUCCCAGUUUGCUGACUGCCGGGAUUAUUCAAGUGGUUUCUGUUGCCAUUGCAGGCCUGGUUUCUAUGGCAAUGGGAUACAAUGUGUUGCAGAAGGAAAGCCUCAGAGGAUGAAUGGCAAAGUCCAUGGGAGAGUGUUUGUGGGAAACUCCCCUUACCCAGUGGAACUCGGUGGAGUUGAUCUCCACUCAUAUGUCGUGGUUAACGACGGCCGGUCGUACGUUGCCAUCAGCGAUAUUCCCGAGACUCUCGGUCCGUCCCUCUUGCCGCUGUCGGCUCUCGCCGGCGGGAUCGGGUGGGCGUUUGCUCUGGAACAACCUGGCUACAAGAACGGCUUCAGUAUCAUCGGGGGGGAGUUCACACGGGAAGCUGAGGUGACCUUUCAGCCCCGGAAUGAGAAGCUGAUAAUCAGACAGGAGUUCAAAGGCGCAGAUGAGCUGGAUCACCUUGUGGUGAAAACCACCCUAGAGGGCAAGGUCCCUGAAAUACCUCGUGGCUCCAGCGUGAAAAUGGGCUCCUACGCUGAGAUCUACCAGUACGGCGCCAACUUGAUCACCUCAUCCUCGACCCGGGACUACGAGGUCACCAUGCCAGAUCGACCCACCGAGACCAGAACAUAUCAGUGGCGUCAGACUAUCAUCUUCAAGAGCUGCCAGCAUGACGACUCAAUGAGAGAAGUAAAACCUUCCCAGACGCUCAAUGUGGAUCAGGUCCUUGUCUUGUAUGAUAGGAACAAUAAAAUCCUGCGGUACGCCAUGAGCAACAAGGUUGGAGACGUCAAUGGGGGGGGACCGGAGGAAAAUCCAUGUUUCACUGGAGGACACGGUUGUGACAACAAUGCGAUCUGCCGACCUGGUCAGGGAGCCCAGUUUACGUGCGAGUGUGCUGUUGGUUUUGUUGGCGAUGGCCGUAGAUGUGACGACAUCGAUGAGUGCAGAGAGAACCCUCAGAGCUGUGGAUAUAACGCUGUCUGCAACAACCAACCCGGGACCUUCCGCUGCGAGUGCGAAGACGGCUUUCAGUUUGGAAGUGAUGGUCGCAACUGCGUUGAGAUUGAUCGUCCUGUGAACCACUGUGAGGAAGGCACUCAUGACUGUGAUGUUCCCGAGCGUGCUCAGUGCAACUACAUAGGCAGUUCAUCCUUUAUCUGCUCCUGUCUGCCUGGUUAUGUAGGAGACGGAAGAAACUGCCAAGACGUUGACGAGUGUCAGUCGAACAGGUGCCACCAAGACGCAGACUGCUUGAACACCCCGGGAUCGUUCAUGUGCCGCUGCAGGCAGGGCUACAGAGGCGAUGGCUCCUACUGCUACUCAGACAGGAGAAGAACGCGCUGUGAGGAGGAGCGGGACAGUCUUCUGGGUGGGACAGGGCUUGGCCCACGGGGCCCCCGCCCUUCUGAAAGGCACAUCCCUACUUGUGAUGAGAAUGGCGAAUAUGAGGCAAUGCAGUGCGAACGAUGGACAGGAUACUGCUGGUGUGUGGACCGAAACGGGGUUCAGAUCCAGGGGACUUAUUCAGAACCCGGCAGGAGCCCCAUGUGUAUCCAUAAUGAUGGGGGGCCUCCAGUUGUUCGACCCACCCCUCGGCCCGAUGUUAACCCUCUGCCUCCAGGGUCGCACCUGCUCUUCGCCCAGAGCGGCAGGAUCGAACACGUUCCUCUGGAAGGUUACGAGAUGAAGAAAGAAGGCUCCAAGGUCGUCCUCCAUCUCCCGGAGAGGGUCAUCAUCGGAGUGGCUUAUGACUGUGUGGAGAAGGUGGUCUACUGGACAGACAUCACCUCCCCCUCCAUCAGCAAAGCCAGUAUUCAAGGAGGGGAGCCUGCUGCAGUCAUAAGAGCAGAUUUGGGAAGUCCAGAAGGAAUUUCCAUCGACCACAUUGGGCGGACUAUGUUCUGGACGGAUUCUGUGAAAGAUCGCAUCGAGGUGGCGAGUCUGGACGGGUCUCGGCGUCGUGUCAUCAUAGACUCGGGUCUCAUAAACCCUCGUGCAAUCGUCACUGACCCCAAUAAUGGUCAUUUAUAUUGGGCUGACUGGAACCGUGAAGCCCCCAAAAUCGAGACCUCUUACAUGGAUGGAUCCAACAGACGGGUUCUGGUCCAGAACGAUCUGGGCCUUCCAAACGGAUUGACUUACGACUUUCAGAGCUCCCUUUUGUGCUGGGCGGAUGCAGGAACCCAUAAAAUGGAGUGCAUGCAUCCCGAUCGAGGUGAUCGCCUAACGGUCUUGGAGGGGAUCCAGUAUCCGUUUGGAAUCACAUCUUAUGGGAGGAAAAUCUUCUACACUGACUGGAAUAGGAACGCUGUGGUUGCCAUGGACCGCUAUAGUGGCAGAGAGUCGGACGAGUUCCAGCCUCUAAAACAGACCAAGCUGUAUGGAAUCACCAGUGCUUAUUCCCAGUGUCCUCCAGGACGAAACUAUUGUUCUGUGAACAAUGGAGGCUGCACUCAUCUCUGUUUAGCAACGCCGACUGGUCGCUCCUGCAAAUGUCCGAACAAUCCAGCGACUGCAGGCUGUUUGGAGAGACCCGUCGAGUAUUGAAAGGAACCAGACAAGCCCCGAGUGUCUGCUCAGACAAUCGCAAGAAGAAGCCAAUCACUAUUAUUAGAUUUAAACUGGCAAAAAGUGAAAAGAAAAUGCAGCUGAAAACUAUUGUGCCUUUUAUCACUCAGUGCUAUCUCUUUACACUUGUUUAAUAUUUCUCACUUAGAGAAUUACGACAGAGUUUUGUAGAUAUAAACUUUAUCAUGUUCUCCUCAAUAUGAAUGAACUGAGAAUAAAGUUCCAGGGACACAUAAUUUAAUGUGAAUUUGAUGUCACUGCAUCACUGUGAUAAUGGCAGCAUGGCAGUCGAGUUUGACUAAAGCAUGUAAACGUUAUCAAGGAAAAGAGGAAAAGUUACAACCUGGGAAGUUUCACUUUGUAUGGUUGGCAGCAAAAGGAAUAAACUUGGAUUUUGUUUUUUUUAACAGAC
Oryzias melastigma (Indian medaka) is the source of this 4101-nucleotide messenger RNA. It is a transcript of the gene nid1a, whose product is annotated as nidogen 1a. The transcript has 20 exons. Gene Ontology annotation, biological process: cell-matrix adhesion. Gene Ontology annotation, molecular function: calcium ion binding. The record is from RefSeq and is a predicted model, not a curated record. Lineage: Eukaryota; Metazoa; Chordata; Actinopteri; Beloniformes; Adrianichthyidae. The coding region runs from base 81 to 3668 and encodes 1195 amino acids.